Messenger RNA from Entrophospora sp. SA101, 411 nucleotides. The record is from the annotation of a GenBank genome assembly. NCBI's taxonomy places the organism in Eukaryota, Fungi, Glomeromycota, Glomeromycetes, Entrophosporales, Entrophosporaceae.
AUGCAUUUCCCACUUUUGCAUGCUUUAUCUACAAAACAAGAGCCUCCAGCAGGACGAUCAUCAGUGAGUUGGCAUUUGAACGUAUCAGAACCAGUAAUACGACAAAUUAAAGUUAUACAAUCAGGGUCAAAAUUGGCGCCUACGCAAGGCUCUCCUUGGUUAAUAAGGCACAAUUUAUUAUCGCCACAUACUUCUCCAUCAGAACAAUCAGCAUCAUCAUUACAAGCAUCAUCUGAUAAAUGUAAUAGAUUAAGACACAUACUCGGUCUUCUUUUGAAGAGUCCAUUUCCACCGUUGAUGCUUAUUGCACCAACAAAGACGCUGGAGAAGAUUGUUGCAAAGAGCACAAUUAAAAGAGUUAGUUUCAUUGUUGAAAAUUUGAAGUGUGCAAUUAAUAUUAAUGACAAAUGA